Molecule: messenger RNA, 998 nt
Organism: Hevea brasiliensis (rubber tree)
Lineage: Eukaryota; Viridiplantae; Streptophyta; Magnoliopsida; Malpighiales; Euphorbiaceae
Product: copper transporter 6
Exons: 1
Coding region: 170-637 (155 amino acids)
Biological process (GO): intracellular copper ion homeostasis; copper ion transmembrane transport
Cellular component (GO): plasma membrane
Molecular function (GO): copper ion transmembrane transporter activity
Source: RefSeq, a predicted model, not a curated record
AUCUUUAACUUUUCACCUUUCUUCACAGCCAAGGAAUUAACAAAAAUAUCCUUCCAUCUCCAUAUGCCUAAUCACAAAUUACCACUAGAGAUGCCAUGAAGUACAUGUAGUACACAGAUCAUAUAUAGAAUCCGGUACUGCAGAAAUCUCCUUUUUCAAUAACUAUAACAUGGUCCUUUUAUCUUUAAUUUUGUGUUCCUCUUUUGCUUCAAUUUUUCAAGAAAAGAGGGACAGAGGAAAAGAGAGAUUAAUGGUUCCACAAGUUACCCUUUUCUGGAGCAAUGGCACAGAAAUCAUGUUCCCAGGAUGGCCAGGUCAACGCUUCAGCUCUUACUUGUCAGUCUUAGCUUCUGUGUUUCUGGUAGCAUUGGCAAUAGAGUGGCUUUCACAUGCCAGAUUGAUCAAACCUAGCACAAACUAUGUCGCUGUAGGGUUCCAGCAAACGGUCAUGUAUGCUAUUAGAGUAGCACUUGCUUUCUUGGUUAUGCUGGCAGUCAUGUCCUUCAACAUAGGCGUCUUUAUAGCUGCUGUUACUGGAUAUUCGGUUGGAUUCUUGAUUUUUGGUAGCCAGGUUUUCAAGAAAUCAAAGGUCGAACCAUAUGAAAAUUUAUCCGAUCUUCCUCCACUGAACUGCUGAUUAGUAGCUCUAGUUAGUGUUUGAGAUUAUGCCUCCCAUAGUCAAAAGGCACAAUAUGCUUGAAGCGAAAGAGGGGAAUAUUUAUUAUCAGUUGUCAAUUCCAUAGUCUAGUAUCCAAUAUCUGGUAUGGAGCUGUUCAUUUCAUAGUCAGGCAAAAAAGGAUAAGGAUUCAAAUUCUAACACUUUUCCCUGUAAACUUUUCAGUGUACAGAAAAAUUGAGGAGUGGGAAGGUUUGGCACAGAGGGCGGAUGGCUCUUCUUUGAUUGGGAGUGCUCAUUUUUGUUUUGGAUUUUCAUGUAUGUGUGUAGAAGCAUGUAUAUAUAAUAUUUUGAAAGUGAAUUGUGGUCUUGUCAUUACUAA